Molecule: messenger RNA, 7536 nt
Organism: Trichomonas vaginalis G3
Lineage: Eukaryota; Parabasalia; Trichomonadida; Trichomonadidae
Product: guanyl-nucleotide exchange factor protein
Exons: 1
Coding region: 1-7536 (2511 amino acids)
Cellular component (GO): cytoplasm
Molecular function (GO): ubiquitin-protein transferase activity
Source: RefSeq, a predicted model, not a curated record
AUGGGAAACGAAACUUCCCAAGUACAACCUAACGAAGAAGUUAAUCCCCAAUUUGAAGAAUCGUAUUUCCACUCAUACCUUACAUUUACUAGAGAAGAAAUGGGCGAAGAACAAGAAAUUUUUAAUUUACCUAAAGAAGCUUUAAUUAAUUUGCUUCUAUUUAGUCCGGAACACAUUGAGGACAAAAGGAGAAUCAUUCAAUAUAUAUUAAAUAGUCCAACUAAAGAAAUUAUUGAUACAUCAUACUUAAAUCCGUAUUAUGAAAUGUAUUAUAAAUCGAAAGAAUUAACAAAUACUCGAAUUAAAACAGAUACAGCUCCGAAAAUCAAAAUGGAACCAGGAAAUGAAUCAUCAAUUCUAAUUGAUGUAAUUACUACCUUAUUUAGUUCAGUAUUUUCAAUUGAUUAUGAUAUAAUCCCAGCUAAAAACGCAUUAGAUAUCAUUAAAUCCAUACCAAACACUCCAAAAAUGCUUCCACCUUAUUUAGAUUUUAAAUUACAAGGUCCUCAUUACUCAGGAUUACUCACACAACAACAGGUGUAUCCAAAAGGUAUCACAUCCAACGGAAGUUUCCUUUUUAUCCUGCAUCCGGAUUCAAAUUUAACAGUUUUUCCACUUUUAGACAACGGAGCGUUACUUGAUCCAUUCACAGUUACAUUAAAUCUCAUACCAUCAACUUAUCCAUCAUUGUUUGCGACUAAAGAUCAAGUAAUUGUGAAAUCAUUUACAAAUCAUUACCAAUUUUCUAUCAAACGAAUUCUUGAAAGACCAAAAUCGACAGUCCGAGGCAAAGAACUCCAAAAUUUCAAUCAAAAUGUCAUCGCUACCGAUGGAGCUGUUUAUGUUUCAUUAUCUCCUGACAAAACAGUCCGAGUUUUUGAUAUUCAAACCAAUAAACUGAUUAACGAAGUUCUAUUAGUACAAGGAAAUGCUCCUUUGCAUCCAGAAAGGCCUGAUUUGCUAGAUGAUAAUUUUAUCUUCAAAAGUAUUGUUGAAACUAACGGUUCUUUCCUUUCUUUCUAUGUUACAUUGGACAACAAUCAAGUUCUCUGCAGGCAAUUCUCACUUAUCAAUGGAAAUCAUACUGGAGAUAUCGUAUUUGAGCAAGAAAACAAUAUAAUGGCCUUAAAUCUGAACAUUAUCCACAAAAUGCACUAUUCCGUUAAAAACACAGGCAGCCAGUUAGUUGUAGAAUCAUUCAAAUACGAAGGCGUUGAUGAUCCUUUCAUUUUUGGUCUGAAAGUUCCGAUAAUUAUGGAUCUUUCCGGAUUAGAUCAACAAUUGUUGUUUUAUGUCAAUCUUAUUCUUUUGUCUUCCAUCGGUCCACAGAUUCCUGCCGAACUGAAACUGAAGAAUGUCGAUGAAUACAUCAUUUUAUUGUCAAACAUCAUGAAUUUAAUGGGCCAAGAUUCGAAAAAUCCAAAAGUUUUGAUUACAUUGCAAACAUUUAUUUUAAUUGCCAGUUUGCAUUCCGAGAUGUUCCUUAAUUCCCAGAAGAUCAACAAAACUUUGGAAUCAAUUUUAAUAAAUUUGCCCAAAAAAAUUAAUGAUGAAAUAACUUUGAGUUUGGUGUCACUUUUGUUUACAAAAUGUUUUGACAGAUUCAUGACUAAUAAUAUUUUGAAUACUAUUAUAUCAGCUGUUGAUGUUGCAAAAGGUGCUUUAUUCGAUAGAUUGAUAAGUGAUAUUUCAAGAUCAAAAUUUUUGUGUUUUUUGUCAAUGACAGAAAAUAAUGUCAUUUCACUUCAACUGUUGAAAAGUGACAACCAUGAUAUAUCAUCAUCUAAUUUAAUGAGGUUCUUUUAUCUGCAGCAAAGAGUGUUAGUAAGAGAAGUAGCAAGGGAACUUGAAAAUGAUACUUUUUCUUCUUUGAAAAUUUUCCAAUCUAAAACAAAAAGUGUCACUGUUUUAGAUUUCUUCGGAGAAUAUUCUUCUGUUAUUAUUAACUCCUUCAUUAACUCUCUGAAUAACUUUAUUGCAUUCGAAGAUCUCCAGAAAUCGUCUAUUUUUAAAUUAGUGUCAAAUUUCUUGUCACUUUUAUCAGGAAUUUCUGAUUAUCAUUCAAUUUCUCAAAUAAUUUUGCCAUUAUUGUCUAUGUUGACAAUUUCUCUUUCUAAUUUCUUCAAAACAUAUCAGAUUGAUAUUAUGGGACCAGCAAAAGAAUUUUUAUUAUUAAUUUCUUUCUUGUUUGGUUUGUUUAGUUCAACUUUGGUCAGAGGAGGUGAUGUGUCAGAUUUUGAAGAAAGAAACAUUUUUUUAAUUGUUGAAAAUUCUUAUCUGAUGGAUGAUGAACAAACUUUGAUAUCUUAUCUUAAUUUUGACAAGAAUUCAAACAAGAAUUCUAAAAUGAAUGAAAUCUACAAAUUCUGGAAACCUCAAAUCAACAAAAAACUAAGAGAUGAUGCAAAAGAAAUUGAUAGUUUUUGUUUGACGGUUUUUGUAAAGCAUAUUAAAGGAGCUGUCGAAGAAAUGGAGAAAUCAAUAGAAAAACAAAAAGUUUCUGAUCCAUUCAGAGUUGUUUUAGAGAAUAUCUUCAAAAUAAGGAAUUUCUUUAUGCAGCAAAAAAGAGAAAACCAGAGUUUGGAUGAAUUUGAUCAAAAAUUGUCACUUUUAAUUAAUCUAAAAAGUGACUUUUCAGAUAAAAGCAACAUUGAAGAUUGUUGCAAAUCUAUUACGGAUUUCUUGAUCUCUAAAGAUCCUGCGAAAUCUUUGAUAUAUUUCAUUACAAACCAGAAAAUAAGAGUUACUUUGACAUCUAUAGGUUUCGCUUUGUUGCAGGACAUUUUUUCAAAGAAUUUGGAUAAUUUAUUUUACACGACGAUAGCUAUCGUCCUGUCAAAAAUUGAAGAUUUUGACAAUUUGUCAAAAAUAUUAAGUCAUUCCAAGAAAUCAAUUUCUUUCUUGAUUUCUUUCAUUAAAAGCGCCAUGGAGAUGAAAUACGUGAUGCCAAUUAUGCCGUUGAUUAUCAAAUUGUUCAAAUCAAAAGUAAUUCCUGAUGAAGAAAUCGGAAAAAUUACUACUUCUCAAUUUUUGGCGGUUUUAAACUCAGAAACAAUCUUGGAACAAGAAAUAGCUGUUGUUUAUGAUUUUAUUAAUUUGAUCCCACAAUCUUUGGCGGUUUUGACAGAAAAACUAACACAUAAUCCUUUAAAUUCACAUUUAAGUUUAUUUAGCAUUUAUAUUGAAAAAAGCUAUAAUUGUCCAACAGAUUUAUACGACAAAUUCCUUGAUUUCGUCUUGAAUUGCGAUGAUUCACAAUCAAUGAUUGCAAGAAAAUGCUUGUUUAAUGCUACAAAGUUUGCGAAAAUAGAGAAUGAUAAAUUCAAAUCAGAUCUAAUGAGAAUAAUUACUUUCAUUGGAGAAAACUUACUUAAUUCAAAGAAUUUAAUAAAAUGUUCAGAACUUGUCAAUUUUCUCAGACAAAUUUUGAAGGAUUCCGGUGAAAAAUCAACAAUUUUGAGAAAAAUUAUUAUGAGUACAACUCUAAAGACAAAUAUUAAACAAAUCGCAACUGUUUUAGCGAUUUUAGGUGGCUCUAUAGAAACAAUAAGACCUUUCAAUCAAUGCCAAAUGAAAACAGAUGCUUCUACAUCACAGGAUAUCAUCAUUUACUCUAAUGAUACUUUCAUUAAUUUGCCAAUAAAUGAAACUGCAAAAAUUGAAGAUUUACCAAAAAGUGACGUUUUGGCGGUUAGUGAAGUUCCCUUUGACAUUUUAGAUUAUCCUGAUUUUGAUUUUAUUUUGGACUUCUCGAAUCUCGUUAUCAAGUCUGAAAAUUCUGUUUUGACCGUUAUUUAUUUGAAUUGUUUGUCAAAAUUUGCAGAAAACGAAGAUUUUUGCAAAUCAUUGUCAAAUAGGAUCAGUUUAACUAAGUUUAUAUCGAAAUAUAUAUCAACAUUUGAUAACAUGGAUGUAUUCAUCGAAAAAUACUCCAAAUUAUCAAAAUACAGACCAUUAAACACAUUUAGAGGUUUCGAAAUACUCAUGAAAAAGAAUCAAUGUACUUAUCUGUCAAAACCGUUGUCAAAAACUGCCAAAGUGAAGUUAUUAAUUGAGAGUGAAGAUAAUUUUGUAGGGUGCAUUGGAAUUAUUGAUUCUCAUGACUACAAAUGCAAGACAAAUAACUUAAUUUUGCUUCCACAAUAUAUUACAGCACCAAUUGAUAGAGGUGUUGAACAGAAAAUGCCUGCAAAAUAUAUAAUUGUUGAAGUUGAUUUUUCUCAAAAAACUUUCACAGUAAAUGGAAGUUUUGUUCCAUGGAUUUCUGAUGCAACAAAAUUCCACAGAAUCAUUGUUUAUCCAACAAAACAAUCAAAGAUUAUAUCAAUGAAUUUGAUGGCUGAUGAUUCAUGUUAUGCAAAGACAUUUCCUAUCAAUACAGAUGUUGUUGGAAUUUCUGAUUUGGAUGACAAUAAAAGAAGGAAAUUGUUUUCAAUGCCUGCUCAUGUUCAACAAAAUAGAAAAGAAUUAAAAGAAUCUUUGGAAGCAAGAACUAUUACAAGGUUUUCUAACUUGAUCACAACAAAAUACGAAGAAAUUGGUAUCAAUCCACCUCCUUUAGGUUGUAUAGAUCCUAAAGAAGCAGACGAAAUGACAGAAAACUUGAGAAAUUUAAUGAAUGAACAAAUUUUGUUUGAAUUAAGAUGUCAAAUUUCUUCUAUCGUUCUGACCAAAAUGAUUUCAUAUGUUGGAGAUGAAGCGAUAUUAGUAGAAGCAUCAAUUCGAUUAUUCUCUAUUUUGUUGUGCCAAUUAGAACAGUUUUCUUUGAAUUUAUUACAUGAAAUUAAAUUCCCAUUUGAUUUGAAUAUAACGGUUUUGACACCAAACAUUCCAUCAAAUCUUUUAAUGCAAGAUAUGACGGAAUAUGGCCUUUCAUGUAUUAGAAAGAUAUCAAGUUCACGUGACUUCUUCCCUAAUAUACAGAAAUACAUUGAAAGAUUAGUUGGAGAACCAAAAACACAUCUUUUAACUGACACCAAAAAAGAUGUUGAUCUUUUAAUUCCUGCUUUCAAAGAUGACACAUUUUUUGUUCCACAUGGAAGCAAUUAUUAUGUUGGAUACUCUAUAUUUAACAAAGAUCCAUCAUUUGGAUUGGAUUCUGUAUAUGUUUAUACACCUUGUGUUGCUUCAGAAGAUUCUUUGAUACAAGUUCCUGCUACGUCAUUAACAAAUCCAAUGUUUAUGUUAAAAAUCGAUCCAAAUACAACAUCAUGGAUCUUUGGAACUGAUUUUGAAAUUCUGUUAUUAUUAAGAACAUUGUUUUUAAUUGGAUUUAACAAAUACAAUCCUUUAUUCAUAAGAUCAAAGAUAAUAGAGUUAACAGUUGUUAAUUCUCCAAUGACUUCUCGUCAUGUACCAGAGUUAUUGAAUACAUUAUGUAACAAUAUAAUUAAAUCUGAUAAUUAUACAACGGAAUACAUGAAAUUGUUGUAUUUGUUGAUCUCUUUCGUGAAUACUUUGGAAACUAAUCAUAAAAACUUCGAUGCUAUACUUACUUUCACAGAUCAGGAAGUAAUGAAGAUGGCAGAAUCUAAUUCUGAAUUGUCUCAAUAUUUCCCUGAAUUCGGUUUGACAAAUGAACCUGUAAAAGGUGACAAAACCGUUACAAUUACAAAUCUUCCUAAUUUCAAGUUAGACGGAAACAAAGCGCAGAUGAGACAUUUGUUUAAUGUCAUGACAACAGUUGCUGUUCGGACAGAUACUAUUGAUGGAUUUCCUUUCUUUGUUUUGAUUCCUUAUUGGUUUGCUUUGGAUUAUUUACUUGGAAAUUCAAAAACAACUGAAAUAAUUGUUGAUAAAAUCUCUCCGGCAUCAGUUUCUAUAUAUUGUACUUGUAAAUUGGAAUUAUCCUUUAAACAAAGGACACAAGAAGAUAACGCAAUUUUGAUUGUUGACCAAUCAAAUGAUUCACAACUUUUCAGACAAUAUAAUUUCCCAAUGAUUAUAGAAGUCAGAGAAAAAAUAACUGUUGUUAUUUUAUCAGAUGAUGACAAUCGUAUUUUGAAGAUUGAUGACUUGGUUUACAAAGAAAUCAAAGAAGAUGUGAAAUUAAAUCAAAGACCAAUUCCAAAGAAAAUCGAUUUUGUUCCUGACCAAAUAAGAAAUGAAUUUGUAAAUGACAUGAAGUUGUUAAGAACGAAAUGGAAUGCAAGCGAAACAAUUAAUUUGUUGCAGUCUUUCCCAGAAGAUCUAUUAAGUGCAAAAGACUUCUUUGAGAUUGCAAAACUUGCUUUUGAAACGAGUUUGAUGAAAAUUUAUCCGCCGAAAGUUGUUUUGUUGCAAUCUUUCAUGAUUCAUGUAAUUAAUUAUGUAUAUUUAAAUAAUAAUGAUGUUACUUUGCAAAGGAACAUUAUUCAUUAUAUUUCUCCUUCGAAACAAGCACAAGUCUUCUUGAACGAGAUUAAAAUAUCAGAAUCUUCUCCUGAUUUCACUAUCAACAGAAGAAAAGCAAGACAAGUUGUUUUGUCUAAUUCAGGAGAUUGCAGAAACACAAUUAUUCAUCAGUUUUCUGAGUUUGUAGAUACACAUUCAACAUCGAGUUUGAGAGGUCGUGGAAGACCUUGGAGAGUUCAUUUCACUGAUGAAUCAGCAAUUGAUGCUGGUGGACCUUCUCGAGAAGCAUUUAAUGAAAUAGCAAUUUCUAUUUUCCAAUCACAAUCGAAAUUGUUUAUUUUAAGUCCGAAUGGAAGAAAUCAUUCAGGAGGAAUGAGAGAUGUUUAUAUUCCUUUCUCAUCAUUGAGACCAUUUACUUCAAGAUCUUUGUUUUAUGCUGUUGGAGUUUUCAUUGGAAUUGUGAUUCGAAAUGGCUAUUUCCAAGAUUUUCCUUUCGCUCCUUUCGUCUGGAAAUAUCUUGCGAAUGAACCAUUGGACAAAAACGACAUUCUUUGUUUGGAUGAACAUUUCGCGAACAUGGCAAAUUCAUUGGUUACUAUCAAUGAACAUGAUUUCAACAAAACUUAUGCCAACAUGAAAUGGGCUGUCACUGAUUGGGAUGAUUCAACAAAUUGGCUUAAAUCAAAAGACCAAAUUGUUGGUUACAAUGAUAUAAAGAAUUAUCUCAACAUGUGCGUUGGAGCGAGAAUUAAUUCAGUGAAGGCUAAUUUGGAAAACAUGAAAAGAGGAUUUUAUGAUAAUUUGGGAUUUUCCAAUCCAAGUAUCUUCAAUUCUAACUUGAUUUCUUACUUGGCACAAGGAUCGAGGACAGUAACAACUCAAGCAUUUAAAUCAAUUACUUCAAUGCUAGCGCCAACAAAUCAACAAGAGAGGUAUUUCUGGGAAGCUGUCGACAGAAUGACAAAUGAACAGAGAUCUUUGUUGCUGAAAUUCGCAACAACAAUGACAAGGAUUCCAAAUCCAGCCAUAAAUUUAGGAUUUAAGUUGUUUGUGAACUUUGAAGCUCAACUAAGUGAUAGUUCACUUCCAAAGGCUUCUACUUGCUUCAACAGACUCUAUCUACCAUUGUAUUCCAGCAGUGAAGUUAUGUACAAUAAACUUGUAACUGCAAUCGAAUUUUGCGAUACAAUGGAAAACAGUUAA